This is a messenger RNA of Henningerozyma blattae CBS 6284, 2034 nucleotides long. RefSeq lists its product as uncharacterized. The record is from RefSeq and is a predicted model, not a curated record. The transcript has a single exon. The coding region runs from base 1 to 2034 and encodes 677 amino acids. NCBI's taxonomy places the organism in Eukaryota, Fungi, Ascomycota, Saccharomycetes, Saccharomycetales, Saccharomycetaceae.
AUGCAAUUGAAUAUUAUUUUUUCAGUCCUAUUACUUUGUUACAAAGUUGAUUUUAUUAAUGCAAUUGUAAUCCCUAAACAUCACCAUUGGGAUGAUAAGUAUGGAGGUCAUGACCAUUAUAAACAUCAUGAUUAUGACGAUGAUUAUGGUGAUGAGGAAGAUGAUUGUUCCACUACUUUGCUUUUUUCUACUACAGACUGUUACGAAACUAAAGAAGAUACAAGUACUUCAUGCUUAACAACCACAGAUACACGUACUACUUAUACUCCAGUUACUUCUCCCACCUCUGAUUGUGAAGAGACUACCUCAACUGAAAGUUGUACGUCAUCUACAACUUCAAAAGUUUGCACAUUUUCUGAUUCAACCACUACUUAUACUUCAGAGUGCUGCACUACUUAUUCAGCAUCAAGUUGUUCUACAUCUUCAGAAUCAACUUGCACUACCUCUUCAAAAUCAAGCUGUUCAAGUGGUAUUUGUACUGUUUCAGAUUCUACAACAACUUAUACUACAGAUUGCCCAACUACUACAACUACAACUACUACCCAGCCAAGUAGUUCAUCCUCUGGUAAAGUUUGUACCUAUUCUGAUUCAACCACCACCUACACUUCUGAUUGUAAAACAAUUGAUGCUAGUAGUACCAGCACUUCAAAAUCCUCUACUUCUUCUAAAUCAUCCACCACUUCUGAUUGUAAAACAAUUGAUGCUAGUAGUACCAGCACUUCAAAAUCCUCUACUUCUUCUAAAUCAUCCACCACUUCUGAUUGUAAAACAAUUGAUGCUAGUAGUACCAGCACUUCAAAAUCCUCUACUUCUUCUAAAUCAUCCACCACUUCUGAUUGUAAAACAAUUGAUGCUAGUAGUACCAGCACUUCAAAAUCCUUUACUUCUUCUGAAUCAUCCACCAUUUCUUCUGAAUCGUCUACUACUUCCUCUGAAUCAUCUACUACUUCCUCUGAGCCAUCUACUACUUCCUCUGAAUCAUCAACCACUUCCUCUGAAUCGUCUACUACUUCCUCUGAAUCAUCUACUACUUCCUCUGAAUCAUCAACCACUUCCUCUGAAUCGUCUACUACUUCAAACAUUUGUACCUUUUCUGACUCUACAACAACCUAUACUUCAGAAUGUAGAACACUUGAUCCAACUAGCGUACUUCCCUCUACAUCUUCAACAACUACUUCCUCUGAGCCAUCUACUACUUCCUCUGAAUCAUCAACCACUUCCUCUGAAUCAUCAACCACUUCCUCUGAAUCAUCUACUACUUCCUCUGAAUCAUCUACUACUUCCUCUGAAUCAUCUACUACUUCCUCUGAAUCAUCUACUACUUCCUCUGAGCCAUCUACUACUUCCUCUGAAUCAUCAACCACUUCCUCUGAAUCAUCAACCACUUCCUCUGAAUCAUCUACUACUUCCUCUGAGCCAUCUACUACUUCCUCUGAAUCAUCAACCACUUCCUCUGAAUCAUCUACUACUUCCUCUGAGCCAUCUACUACUUCCUCUGAAUCAUCAACCACUUCCUCUGAAUCGUCUACUACUUCAAACAUUUGUACCUUUUCUGACUCUACAACAACCUAUACUUCAGAAUGUAGAACACUUGAUCCAACUAGCGUACUUCCCUCUACAUCUUCAACAACUUCAAACAUUUGUACUUUUUCUGACUCUACAACAACCUAUACUUCAGAAUGUUCCACCUCCUCCGAUACAACUACUACAACAACUACAACUGACACAACUUUCUCAACUACAACUAUUUUCUCAACACUUGAUCCACAUAUAACUAUAACAACAUAUGUAGACGAAUUUACCACUUUAACUACAACUGUUAGUGACUGUACCACAUUUAUUUCAUGCAGUUCUUCUUCGUCUAUCACGCCAGAAACCACAGUUAAUGUUGUUAAACGCCAUGGAUUAUGUACUUCACAUACAAAGGAAUGUGAUUGUGUCCCAACUCCUACCACGAUUACUACAAAAACAUGUAUGAAAUCUUCUUCAAACCCCUGUGCUACUCGUUCAUAUCUGCCAAUAAUUACAUUAUAA